Messenger RNA from Penicillium cataractarum, 1935 nucleotides. Its product is annotated as WASP family protein. The coding region runs from base 1 to 1935 and encodes 644 amino acids. NCBI's taxonomy places the organism in Eukaryota, Fungi, Ascomycota, Eurotiomycetes, Eurotiales, Aspergillaceae. The transcript has 4 exons. The record is from RefSeq and is a predicted model, not a curated record. Gene Ontology annotation, molecular function: actin binding.
AUGCCCUCAAUCCUUACCGAUGCCGACAAGGAAACUGUCAAGCGACAGGUGCCUAAACCUGCCAACAAGAUCCUGGCCGUAGCUGUCGCACGACUCUACGUUGCCUACCCCGACCCCCAAAGAUGGACAUACACCGGUGUGCAGGGUGCAGUAGUCCUCUGCAAUGAUCUAGUUGGACGCACCUUUUGGUUGAAAAUGGUCGAUGUCUCGCCCGCUGGAAAGGGUGUGAUUUGGGACCAGGAGAUCUACGAUAACUUCUCUUACAAUCAAGACCGCACUUUCUUCCAUACUUUCGAGCUCGAGGACUGCCCGGCGGGUCUGUCGUUCGCCGACGAAAAAGAGGCCAAGACAUUCAUUAAGAAAGUGCAGGAGCGUGAGAAGCAUGCGAGCAAGGAAACUAGCAAGACUCCCUUCGCAUCUUCUCGAGGCCAAGGACCUGCACCGGUCACCAAUGGUAAAGGACCUGGGCGGUCUCUCUUUGGUAGUCUGUUGCAUCGUUCGAACCCUACCCCGAGUGCCACCCUGCCCCCAGCUCCCGCGCCGUCAAUACCAGUUGGUCCACCUCCCACCUUGGCUCCAAGCGCACCGCCAGCCAAAGGAGAUCUGCCAUUCGAUAUCAAUGACCCAGCACAAAAGGGACUCUUGGACGAGCUUUUACAAAUGGGCAUUACCGAAGAUCAAAUCGCCGACAAUUCCGACUUCAUCAAGUCCUGGAUUGCCCAGAAACAGACCGCAGCUACUCCCAAGGUAGCUACAAUCAGUCCUCAGGGUACAGGGACUAGCUCAGCGAGUCGACGUGGGCCACCGCCGCCGCCUCCAACACGGAAAGGUCGGGCUGAAGCUGCCGAUGAGACUGUUCCCACUCCGCCUCGCGAACCAUCUCCUCCACCAGCGCCAACCCGUAUGUUCCGAGCACCACCUCCAAUCGCUGACGCUGGUAAGUUUGCUGAGCCUGCUGGACCUGUACCCCCGCGGCGGCCACGGGCGAUAUCAAACGUUACGCCUGGCCCGCCGCCGCCUCCACGUCCUCCAAAGACGCCAAUGGAAGAUAGCCCAAGCCAGCCUCAAGGCCGGUUUGGGGUACCCCCUCCAUUCACUGGUGAACGCAAGGUCUCCGCCCCUCCUGCCCCUCCAAGUCGCAGUCCCAUCCCUGGCGGCCCUCCACCUCCACCGCCUCGUACAGCUAGCCCGGCAGCACCUCCCCAGCUCCCUCCCAAAGUCCCCAAUGCGGGUGCACCAUCUGGCCUCCCUCCCCCACCGCCAGCUCGAGCUCCGAUUUCCCCGCCUCCGCCGCCAGCGCCUCGCCCUGUCCCAUCCACUCCUGCAGCUGCUCCUCCCGCUCCACCUCCACCCCCUCCAAGAGGGCCUCCCCCUCCUACGACAACCUCAGUGAUACCACCAGGACCUCCCCCACCGCCCCCUGGGCGUUCUGGACCCCCUGUGCCACCCCCACCCCCUCCUGUUGCAGGUUCUGCUGCACCUGGCGUGCCCCCCCUCCGCCGCCACCUGCUCCAGGUGCUGGUGGGUUUGGAGGCCCGCCUCCUCCUCCACCCCCAGGCCGUUCUGGACCUGCGAUUCCCCCCACCACCUCCUCCCCCCGGUGUUUCUUCGGGAGGGCCUCCUCCCCCUCCAGCUCCAGGCGGUACGGCGCCUGCCUUGCCUAAGAGCACCGGUGGUAGAGACGAUCUCCUAGCAGCUAUUCGUGGCUCUGGAGGUGCAGGCGGAGGAGGGUUACGAAAGGUGAGGGACUCCGACAAGAAGGACCGAAGUGCGGCAAUGGUUCCGGGAGGCGCAGCGGAAUCAUCUGCUGCCGCCUCGAGCUCUGGCGGAGGUCCACAAGGUGGACUGGCCGGUGCUUUGCAGGACGCAUUGAAUAAGAGAAAGCAGCGAGUCAGCGGUAGUGAUGAUGAGAAGGAUGAUAACGAUGAUUGGUGA